This is a messenger RNA of Synchiropus splendidus (mandarinfish), 7303 nucleotides long. RefSeq names its product protein tyrosine phosphatase receptor type O (gene ptpro). NCBI's taxonomy places the organism in Eukaryota, Metazoa, Chordata, Actinopteri, Syngnathiformes, Callionymidae. Gene Ontology annotation, cellular component: GABA-ergic synapse; plasma membrane; glutamatergic synapse. The transcript is spliced from 27 exons. Gene Ontology annotation, biological process: regulation of glomerular filtration; podocyte differentiation; axon guidance. The record is from RefSeq and is a predicted model, not a curated record. Bases 265 to 3942 code for a protein of 1225 amino acids. Gene Ontology annotation, molecular function: Wnt-protein binding; protein tyrosine phosphatase activity; cadherin binding.
UCCCGCUGACCGACACCGACCUCCUGCCUGUCUGCAGGCCGCGGCAUGGACGCCGGAGUUCCACCUGAUUCCUCUGGAUCACCGUGUUUCCGGCUCGAGCGUCGGUUGAAGCGAAGCAGGAUGACGAGGAGCAGCUGAGGCUGUAAGGCUUCACUGACGGAUUGUGCGCGGAGCUUCGCGUUCCGAUGCAGCAGAGGACCGCCAUUGUUUGGAUGCGCCGCAGACCGAGAGGAGCCUGAGAGGACCGUUGGAACGAGAGACAGCAUGCUGAUCCCGGCGCUGCUGCAGCUUCUCCUGGCCGCCCACCUGGUCUCCUUUGUUCCGGUGUCUGAGGCGUUCCAGGUGAGACUGAACAACGAAGGUUUAAUAGAGGUGUCCCUUGAGAGUUCAGACCUCCGGGAGAACGUCUCGUCGUACGCUGCCCAAAUCUCAGGGGAACCUCGACCCAAUGUGGUCCAGUUCGUGAACGCCAGCCAGCCUCUGCUGUUCAACACUUCAUUCCAUGGCCUUAGUUACAGCGUGGGGCUGCUGCUCCGACAGGGGCUGUUAUGGUCCAGACCCGUCAAGACUGUGUCUGUCCUCACCAGACCGCUUCCUGUCAGCACUGCUCACAUCUCAGACUAUAGCGACUCUCCCGAGACUGGCGUGGUCUUUGACCUGGAGGCACCGGCCGGGAACGUGUUCAGUCGGGUCAACAUCAGCUACACUGAGGGGCGAGAGCGACGCUCCAUGCUCUACAAAGAUUUCUUCCGGGGGAAGACAGUGUUUAAACACUGGUUGCCGGGCUUCUGCUACCGUGACAUUACAUUCCAGCUGGUCUCCGAGGCCACCAUUUACCAGAAUGCCAUGAUGGCUGUUAGUGAUGUCACACACACGCCCCUCCAUCACCGCACAGUGCCCUACCCUCCCCUCAACAUUACCCAUAAAAUUGUUGACCUGAGCCAGAGAGGGUCAACAGGCGAAACCCCAGGCAGCGUUGCUCCUGAAGGAAAGCAGCGGUCAGCGCGCUGGGCACGAGAAGUCGAACAGCCUGACGAGGAGAAUGAAGAAAAUUCGCCUGAGCAGACGACGUCUCAACCUCUUUUCACGCUGACAAGCAAUGAGACGGCCACCGCAGUCGACAUGAACGCCCUGGUGACCACUGACCCUCAGAACUACUGGCUGGAGCCCACAGAGUCUCCCACGGCUGACAAGGACGAUGGGUUUGUGAAUGCUGAAGUUCCAGAAUAUGAAGACUCCAAUGAGCCGGGGUCUGCUAUGGUCCUCCCACCCGAGGCGGCUGUUCUUCCCACUAAGCUCCCACCAAUAUUGUUGGAGUUACGAUGGCUCCCUCCGAAACCCCCUACCAACUAUGAUGGCUUUAAUGUCUACAUUCACAGAGACGGUAACUUGACUGAAACAGCAACAGUGGAUGAAAACACUCAUGAAUUCUUCACCGAGUUGACGGAGCCAGGGACAUACAAGGUCCAAGUCACGACCCUCAGCUCAUCUGGAGAUUGCGACGCACGAGAAAGUGCUGCAGACACUGGUUUCACCUUCUUCCUCAGUCCGACUGGUGAGCUGCUGGAUGAGCUGCGUCUGCGUCCAAAGGCUGUUAGCGUCAGGCUGUUGGAUUCCAGCACGGCUGCCGUGUCCUGGGCUCCGUCCUCAGAGAACCACAACGGGAGCGUGGUGUCAGUAGUGUCAACCACCUGUCUGAAGCCGAGCCUGAGCCAGAGGAUGGAGACCAACUACUGCAGCGAGGAAAACUCAACAAGUGACAUCAUUACGAAUCUGACCCCAGGUGCUCAGUACCGGGUCGUAGUCUACCACACCAAUGGUCCGCUGAUAAGCCCACCCUCAGAGCCUGUCAUCAUUGACAUCGAGCCCACCGGUGUUAGUGAGCUCAAUGUCUAUCCGCUGAGCCCGACCGCCGUGAUCCUGAGCUGGCAGCGGCCAUAUCACGUGGCCUUCCGCAAGUACGUCCUCCAGACCUUCUUCUUCAACCCUGUCACGUUGUCUUCAGAGUGGACCACCUAUUAUGAGAUUGCAGCCACGGCCUCUGUCAUCGCCUCAGUGCGGGUGACCGACCUUCUGCCAGCGUGGUACUACAACUUUCGUGUUUCCAUGGUAACUUGGGGUGACCCACCUCUGAGCUGUUGUGACAGCUCCACUGCCAGUUUUGUCACAGCGCCAGAGGCUCCUCACAUCUCCUCAGUGGAUUAUUCUCACGGGGUUCUGUUCUUACGCUGGACUUACGGGGAGCUCUUCAUUGACCUUUCCCACUCCAGGAUCCUGCACUGGCAGGUGGUCGCUGUCGGGAAGAAAUCGGCUGAGAAAAGCUUCUCAGUAGACGUGACACGUAACAUGAUGCGGGCGAGUCUUCCACUGCCACCAGGAGAUAUCUACAACCUGACGGUGACGGCUUGCACCGAGCGCAGCAGGAACACCUCCAUGCCAAACAUCAUUAAACUAGAACCGGCUCCUCCACGAUCUUUGUACGCCAUCAACGCCACACACUCAUCUGUGACUCUGCUGUGGAACGAGGUGGGCGUAGUCGACCACUACCAGAUCAUCUGCAAGGCCACGCGAGCAAACAAGGAGCUGAAGCCGCCGGAGCCUCAAAUAUCAAACUCACAUGUGGCGACCAUUUCCGGCCUGACGCCUGCCUCGUCCUACAAUUGUACUGUCACCAGCUACAGCUACAGCACUGCCAGCAAACCAGCGCACAUUACCAUCACAACUGUUGCUAAAGAGAUGAACCCAAGUGUGGCAGCCAUCUCUGCUCUCGCCAUCCUCAGCAUUCUGCUCAUCAGCCUGCUGGUUUUGUUUCUACUGGUCCUUCGCAAGAAGCACUUACAGAUGAGCAGAGAGUGCGGUGCUGAGACCUUUGUCAACUUCGCCUCAUUUGAAAGAGACGGGAAGCUUCCCUACAACUGGCGAAGAAGCCUCUUUGCCUUCCUCACCCUUCUGCCAUCCUGCCUUUGGACUGACUAUCUUUUGGCUUUUUAUAUUAAUCCGUGGAGCAAGACGGCUUUAAAGAAGCGGAAGCUAACAAGUCCAGUGCAGCUGGAUGAUUUUGACUCCUACUUCAAGGAAAUGAGCAAAGACUCUGCCUACAAGUUCUCGUUGCAAUUUGAGGAGCUGAAGAGUGUCGGACUGGACCUUUCUCAUGAUGCCGCAGACCUGCCAGUCAACAGACCCAAGAAUCGCUACACCAACAUCCUACCUUACGACUUCAGCCGGGUGAAACUGAUCUCCAUGCACAACGACGAGGGCUCUGACUACGUGAAUGCAAAUUACAUACCCGGUUACAAGCAUGCAAAGGAAUACAUUGCUACUCAAGGUCCACUGCCAGAGACCCGGAACGACUUCUGGAAAAUGGUGCUGCAGCAGAAAUCGCCCAUCAUCGUCAUGCUGACGCAGUGCAACGAGCGGCGCCGGGUCAAGUGUGAUCACUACUGGCCGUUCACCGAUGAGCCGGUCAUGUACGGAGAGAUCAGCGUGGAGAUGCUGUCGGAGACGGAGUCUCCGGAGUGGACCAUCCGGAAGUUCAGACUGGGCUAUGCCGAUGAGAGUCAGGACGUCCUCCACCUGAACUACACCUCCUGGCCAGAUCACGGCGUUCCCACGGUCAAUGCCAUCGAGAGCAUCCUGCAGUUUGUCCUCAUUGUCCGGCAGCAGGCCAACCGGACCAAAGACCCCAUCAUCGUGCACUGCAGCGCUGGGGUCGGCAGGACGGGCACCUUCAUCGCUCUCGAUCGGCUGAUGCAGCACAUCAGAGAACACGAGUUCGCCGACAUUCUGGGCAUGGUGUCGGAGAUGCGCUCGCACCGGCUGUCCAUGGUCCAGACUGAGGAGCAGUACGUGUUCAUCCAUCAGUGCGUCCUGCUGAUGUGGCAGAAGAAGAAGCAGCAGUCCAUCACCUCUGACGUCAUCUACGAAAAUGCUAGCAAAACAUAAUGGCAGCUAACGUGUCCGAAAAGAUGAGGUGGCACACUCCCUGUAGUGCAUCAGGCGUCUCUACUCUCUGCAGAUGACUCAUCAUCAAAAGUGGCAAAGAAGCUAAAUUGAUGCCAUUUUCCCCAAAAACAUGUCCAACAGAGCGUGUUAUGCCUUAAGGAGAGGACUGAGCAGCAUCCCCCCCCAUCCCCCCGCCACCUGCCCUUGACUGAUGAGUGAUGCUGGGGUCGAUGAGCGCCCUCCUGUGACCAGAUGUUUACACUUCAUCAGUUCAGACGUCACCAUGAGUCAGCGGAUCUCCUUCCAUUUUUCGCUUUUGUUCAUCUCAGGAGCAGCUGACAGGUCUUUCCGUGGAGUUAAGCUUGUCGGUCACCUUCACGCUGCGGGUCAGGACUCGGCGUGGACGUGGCCGGACGUCGGACUUGCACAAUAUCAUUACGUACCACGUGCUGACUGAAGGUUGGACCCAACAUGAGCACAAAACUAUCGCGUGUUUGACUAACGUCUUAAUCCGUGGCAUCGUCAGUGUUGUUAAUAUAAGUCCUGAAUCAUCGCUGCUCGGUCAAAUCGAGAACCUCCGAACGCCUGAAUGUUGGCUGAAUCUGCACAAACCAGGGACCACCUGCCGCGAGGAGGGACGUGGCCGCUCGCACCUGGAGGACGGUUGUUGUCGUCUGUAUUUGCACUGAGGCCUUGGAGCAGCUGACCCGCUGCUUCCGACUGGACGCUAACAUGACGGACGUUGUCCAGGUUUGACCACAGCCACCCUGACCUUUGUAGAGACUGAGGAGAGGUUUCAUGCUGAGGACUGAUAUUCACAGCCGUCUUCUCCCCAACACAACCGGAUGUUUGUUUCUGCUGUUACUGGUGUGUUAUUCAUGUGACAAGACAAUUAGAUCACAGUUGGAAUGGUCUCCCCCUGGUGGCAGGAGACUGCAUAAAUUCCACUACCAACAUUUCGUUUUUGGUUUUGCUUGCAAAACGUUUUUGUGUUUUAGAGUUGCUAAAUAACACAGAGAAACAUGCAUGUUUAUUUAAGACAUUAUGUAACUCAGCGUGGCCAUACCAUGAAAAAUCAUGAUUUUUUUUUUUAAACAGACUAAAACACUUCAUGAGUUACACAGGGACCAAUGAAGUUGACUCCGUAAGAAGAAGUAGUCUCAACCAGUUUUGUUUGGAAGUAAGGGCACAUUGAUGGUUACAGCCGCUCUACACCAAAAUCAUAGUAAUGUCUCCUGGUCUUAUUUGUUUGGAGCGUAUCUGCUGUUGGGAGGAAAAUCUUUGGGCCCCCAUUGGCACCUGAAUCCAUCACAGUGUGUAGUAGAUAAGUUUUGGCUGGAAAUAAUGUCAGAAGUCCUCAUAUCUUCAGUGAACAUGCCUCAACACUUGAGAGCAAGCAACGCCUUGAUUUAACCCUUGAUGGCCCUACAAUCUUAAACAUGUGGCUCAAACGUCACAAUUGGUCCAGAUCACAGAGGCCCCAGUUUGCUGGUGCCUCAGGCCAUCAGUACUUGUGCAGCGUAUAAAGCCAACAACAGUUUUGUCUUCAUUUGUACACGACGUACUAGUCAAAGGGGAAGCGGCGACUUUAUACAAAACUCUCUCACUGACCAGGACACACAGGACGUCAACAAAUUAUUUUCUUUUUAAGUUCAUUCGACGUAUGAAUGGCUGUUUUAUGGUAGAUUGUUUCUUUCAAUCAAGUUUUAUAUCAGACAUCCUCUGUUUUAUAAGUGAUGAGACUCUGGUUUACUGAAUUUGAAAACGUGUUCAACUCGAAUAUUAAGAAAUGGCAGUAAUACCUCUGCGGUAUCUUUUAAAAUGGUACUUUUAUGUUGGAAGAGCGGUUCGAAAUAGGUGAGUCUUUUUCAUUAGGUUUGUUUGAAGUAGUUUUAUUUUUAAACUUAAUAUAUCAAGUGUUUUUCACAUCCCCAACAACAUUCAAUUCAAGACGUGGUGAUGAUGGGAUUGUACAUGUCCCAGCUCGCAGCUAAGUCUCUGACUAGAUUCCUGGUGACACAUUCAAAGGUUCCAUUGAAUCUUUAGGAUCGCCUGUCCGCAAUAUUAAAGUUGUGGUCUCUGCAUUUUGUUAAAACUCUUGUGAUGCUUGAGAUUUGUCUCACUGUUAGUGGUUUCAUAACUUUAUUUCAACCUCAUUUUUGGCCGUCCAAUGGAGUCCCGCUGUAAAAGAACUCUCGACAGUUAUUCACUUAUUCGUCAGUCAUAUGGAAAAUGCAUUUUCAUCCUUGCUACAUUAGAUGCCAAAACCACAGGCUUCCCAAAGACAUGAUUUUUCACAGUAGGUUAUGAAUAAUUCUCAAUCUUUGAAUAGGAUUGAUAUCCUAAACUGUCCAGUUUAGUUGUUGGGCUCAGAAAGGUGAAUUGGAAAGUUUCCUUUCGUGGUCCUGUCUGUUCACUUCCCGGAGAAAUUGGUGAAUGUUUAUUGGCGUGAACCUUUCCUUAUUGUGGCCUUGAGGUUCAAACCGAUUGGACGGACUUCCGACAGAGUCGCCGCUGGAUCUUGGUGAAUAUCAGAUGUACUGUACAUACUAACUGCUGUUUCUACUCGUCAUUGCAAAGUAACUCUUGUGAAAAUGGCUUCUGUUGCUUUAGAGGUUUGUUACUUGUAAAUGUGAAGCAUCGUUACCUGAGCCGCUAGUUUCCUCGUUUGGACUCUAGAACUAGUCUGGCCGGUCCAACGCACUUUCUUCUUCGUCUGUCGGGAGUAAAAUACUGGUAGAAAACGCAGACCUGACAGAAGCUGUGGAGAUUUCUGAAGCUCACCGCUGAUCACUCGUACGCUUCUCUUCUCUUACUUUGUGUCCGUCCAGUCAACUUGUUCGUCUUUGGUGCCAUUUUUGUGAUGUGUGUCACUUAAAAUUUGAUGAUCGCUGGAUCGUCUUCACAGUUUCGGUGUGGAAAACAAAGUAAAACAUUGCAGUUCAAUCAUGUGUGGUUUGUGAGUUUAUGACUGGUUUGAAUGUCUUUUAAAGGUGGGUGCUCCGGGGAAACUUUGGUGGCACUUCUUUACCUGGAAAUCGUCAUUUCAGGAUGUAACUUUGCAUUACUCAAGGUUCUUGCAGGCAGAGUUUCUGGUUAGUUUCUGUUCCCGACUCAUCACCCAACACUCCACCACAACCUCAUCAGUCCACCUCAAAACACCAGAUACACUCUGGCUUUUGCCUUUGAUCAACGUCUCUUUGAUCUGUGUUUUCAUGUUCCAUCCUGAAAAGUAUUCUCUGCUAGUUUGAAUGGCAAAACUUGAACGCCCAAGUCAUGAUAUUAACAUGUUUGUUUUAGGUGUCCUUUAACUGGUGUUGACUGGUCAAAACAUCUGGGCCUUGAGUUUAUGCUGUAAGGA